Molecule: messenger RNA, 651 nt
Organism: Nematocida minor
Lineage: Eukaryota; Fungi; Microsporidia
Product: transcription factor E2F3
Exons: 1
Coding region: 1-651 (216 amino acids)
Biological process (GO): regulation of transcription by RNA polymerase II
Cellular component (GO): RNA polymerase II transcription regulator complex
Molecular function (GO): protein dimerization activity; RNA polymerase II cis-regulatory region sequence-specific DNA binding; DNA-binding transcription factor activity, RNA polymerase II-specific
Source: RefSeq, a predicted model, not a curated record
AUGCAAAAUCCUCAGGAAAGUAGCCUAUUCUCUUUCUUCUCCGACUUAGACACCUCGGAGCAGAGAUCCGCUACAACAAGCAGAACAGGCAGCUCGCUUGCCGUGCUGGCCAAGAAGUUCCUAAAUCUUCUGAAGGAGUCACCUAUGCUCGAACUGGACUUAAACUAUGCUGCCUCGGUGUUGGAGAUACACAAAAGAAGACUGUACGACAUAACAAACGUGCUGGAAGGGGUGGGAUACAUAAAGAAGAAGCUGAAGAACAGCAUACAGUACACACGAGAUAAGGGGAAAGACCGAUGCGCGCAGUGCGGAGGAGCAUCGCUGAACACAGGAAAAGAAACAGAAGAAGUAAAAGAGCUCCUGCAAGCAGAGAAAGAAAUAGAUGAGAAACUAAACAGGAUAAAUGCCGAGCUUCAGCUCCUGGCAAACCAGGAGGAAAACAUCAAUCUAGCAUAUGUAACAUAUACAGACUUAAAAGAGCUAGAUAACUCAUCAGCGGUAUCACUGUUUGCCAUAAAGACGCCUGCUGGGACAUUCUUAGACUUCCCAUCAUCUAGCAAUCCAGAGGAGAACAUUCUAACGCUUUCAUCGCCAAAUGAAAAAAUAGAUGUCUUCUAUCUGCAGGAUACUCUUGACUCAAUAACCAAAUAA